UUGCGUUUUAGUACUUCAGCUUAUUUUAAUGUUUGUAAUAAGUUUUUAACCUAACAUUUAUAUUUUAUUUUGCUUUAUUUUAAUUAACGAAAACCUUUUUUUACAUACUUUUAGUUAACAAAUAACAACACUGUUUGACAUUUUUUCUGAAGCUCUAGAAGAUUACUGAGGUCUUUUUCUCAGGAGAAACAUCUAAACAGACACCUGAGCAUUUGAUAUCAUUGAAGAUAUUUUAAAGAGAUCUCCUUUUCUUUCCUGUGUGUAUGUUAAGACCAUCAAUCUGACCAUCGAUUAUGCUGUCGUCUGUGGAUAAACUCGUCGCCUGGGUGCUGACGGGCUUCUUGGCAAUUCUCACCAUCUUCUUCAACAUGUACCUGCUUCUGGUCAACCACAGAAGCUACCGGAAGAAGCACAAGCUCAACCCUGCCGACUUUAUCAUCACGGCCAUCGCCCUGGCCAGCAUCUCCCAGCAGGUUCUCACUUACUUAUGGCAGACGAUGGACGUGAUCGACACCGUGUGCCGAAUCAGCUUGACGGAGGCCAUCCUGUUGGUGCUCAUCUUCAGCCUGAAGCUCAUCAUAUUCUGGAGCACGGCGUUCCUGACCUUCUACUACGGCACUAAGCUGGUGGUGGAGCCCGUCCACUGCUACACGCGCAUCCAGGAGGCCAUCGUCAAGCACGUUCACACCGCCCUGGCUGUGAUCUUUGUGAGCGGCUUCGCCAAUUGUGUUCCCUUGCUGAGCGUUCUCACUUAUUACAAUGGCACCGCCACCGAACUGGGUGACUGCGGGUCUAUCAUGCCCAGCGAUACGACCGGGCUCGCCUACGUCUUCUACUACGUGAUCAUCUCCGACAUCGUUCCAGGCAUCGUGAUGGUCAAAUGCAGCAUUUCGAUCUCAUACCACUUGGCAAAACAUCUUCUGGACAUGAAGGCCAGCAGCAAUGGCGCCCACGGGCCCAAGCUAGGCACGCAGAUGCGGGUCAUCAAGAUGACCCUGAGCCUGGUGGUUGUGUACAUUUGCUUUGUGGCCGUGGACAUCUACACGCAGAUGACGGUGGUGCUGUUGAGGCAGAACACACUCGCACUGACCAUUCUCUUCGCCAGCAUCUACACCACAGUCAGCGCGUUCGUGCUGGUUUACGGUAAAAAAAGCUACUGGAAGGAACUGAUCGCCUCCUAUAACCUCUUUUUAGAUGAGUACCCUUGUUUCAGCAGAAUGAAGGUCGAAGAGGUCAAAACAGAACCGCACGAGCACAGCCAUGGGCACUAA
Messenger RNA from Ctenopharyngodon idella (grass carp), 1271 nucleotides. RefSeq lists its product as uncharacterized. Gene Ontology annotation, biological process: sensory perception of taste; G protein-coupled receptor signaling pathway. The transcript has a single exon. Lineage: Eukaryota; Metazoa; Chordata; Actinopteri; Cypriniformes; Xenocyprididae. Gene Ontology annotation, molecular function: G protein-coupled receptor activity. The record is from RefSeq and is a predicted model, not a curated record. Gene Ontology annotation, cellular component: membrane. Bases 294 to 1271 code for a protein of 325 amino acids.